Messenger RNA from Toxotes jaculatrix (banded archerfish), 5964 nucleotides. RefSeq names its product E2F transcription factor 1 (gene e2f1). Gene Ontology annotation, cellular component: Rb-E2F complex. Gene Ontology annotation, biological process: regulation of transcription by RNA polymerase II; G1/S transition of mitotic cell cycle. Lineage: Eukaryota; Metazoa; Chordata; Actinopteri; Toxotidae. Gene Ontology annotation, molecular function: protein dimerization activity; RNA polymerase II cis-regulatory region sequence-specific DNA binding; DNA-binding transcription factor activity, RNA polymerase II-specific. The transcript has 7 exons. Bases 1131 to 2564 code for a protein of 477 amino acids. The record is from RefSeq and is a predicted model, not a curated record.
UCAGCUGGGACAAUAACAACAAUAACGGCCGAUUACGGGGUCGAGACGGCGCUUUUACAUAUGGACCGCGUCCGAUGUGAACAAGCAAAGGAGCAGCGGUCGCUGUUUUAAAGGAUGCGUGUGUAUUUCACCGCUUUAUUUCCUUUUAUUUCCAGUUUUGUCGGACUGCUUCCUGCGUGCCCCAGCAAAACGAGGGGGUUGAAGAACUGCGGCUAAUAACUUAGCUAGCAUGCUAAUCUGCCAUAUAUUUUCAUAUUAAACGAUUUCUAUGUAUUCUCCGCUCAACUAAGUGUCGCUUUCAUACGUGUACUCUCAGAGAUGCCUUUGAAAUAUGGUGAUGCCUUUUACAUAGUAGGUAUUUUUAUUUCGAUAGCUUACUUCUGGAAAGCUGCUAUAAAGUUUUCAUAGCCUUUUAACUUAGCCCCGUUUUAGGUCUAAGGAGAAAUAAUACAGUUUUAUAGCCGUAAAUAGCUAAUUUGUCGGCCGCACCGGGCUGUUUGUGUCAGUCUGUGUUGUUAGGACAGAAGCUAGCUCGUUAGCAGGGUCGGUAGCUGUGUUGAGGGCAGUGUGGCCAGGCCUCGCGUCUCUACUGUACUGACAGGAGAGAUGAAAACAAAAGAUUAGCUCGCUCCCUUGCUAGCUCGCUAACCCCCAGCGUUUAUUACUGCCACGGCCAAUGUAUGACUCUUUCUUUGAUAACAUAUCAGCGGCUGAGCCUCAAGGCGCAGAGUUAAUAUGCAUGUAGCAAUGUUAUUUUAUUUGCCAAAUUUCCUGUUUGGCAGAACAUCCUGUCUUGCUGUUACACCAUAAGUCUAAUAUUGACCUAGCACGUCGCUUGCAAUUGUUUUCACAUUGACGUUAUGUUAAAGUUAUAUUGUUAAAUAUAAUAUGUGUGUUAUAGCUUGUAUAUAAACAAUAAAAUAGGCAGUAGAGUAAGAGGAACAUGUUAUAGAGAUGUUCGAACUGCCUAUGAGCACCUGCAAAAACACUUUCAGGAGGUUUCACCAUUGUUCCUUAAAUUCAAUGAGUACAACAAAUGCAAGUAGGUGUUGAUCCAACCACUGCAUCUUAGUUAGUGACCCCUCUGCGCCCCCAAAGUCCAGUGAAGGGGUACUCAGAGACACACUGCAAUGUCAGAGACUCUGAUAACAGGGCAGACAUCGGAGGAUCUGUUGGCCGACUUUGAGACUUUGCUGAACUCUGGGAGUAUUGACCUGGGCGAGGACCACCAGAUAGUGAUCAUCACCAGCCCCAGCAAUGAGGGACUCCACCCGGCCGCUGCCCCCACCAGCACGGGGGAAAUCCUGCUGUUUGCCACGCCUCAGGGCCCCGCUGACGUGGGGAUCCAGGACAAGAGACGACCGGCUCUGGGAAGACCUCCGGUGAAGAGGAAGUUGGAUCUGGAUAGUGACCAUCAGUAUGUCAGCACCACUCGACCGUCCAUAGGCCAAGCACCCCCCUCCACACCUGCCCCUCCCAGAGUUCCUCGAACCACGGCGGAGAAGUCACGGUAUGACACUUCCUUGAACCUGACCACCAAGCGCUUUCUGAGCCUGUUGUCCCAGUCAGCCGACGGCGUGGUGGAUCUGAACUGGGCCUCGCAGGUCCUGGAUGUCCAGAAGAGACGCAUCUACGACAUAACCAAUGUCCUGGAGGGAAUCCAACUCAUCUCUAAGAAGUCCAAGAACAAUAUCCAAUGGCUUGGUAAUCGAAUAGACGCGGCUUUGGUUUCCCGCCAUAAAGAGUUACAGAGGGAGGUGUGUGACCUCACAGAGGCUGAGGAGCAGCUGGACGAGCUCAUUUCCAAAUGCAACCUGCAGCUCCGACUGCUCACAGAGGACCCACAGAACAAGAAGUUGGGCUAUGUGCGCUGCCAGGACUUGAGGAAGUCAUUUGAUUCCCCGGACCAGCUGGUGAUGGUGAUCAGAGCCCCACCAGAGACACAGAUGCAAGUUUCAGAACCUAGCGAGGGUUACCAGGUGUCGUUGAAGAGCACGCGGGGCCCAAUCGAUGUCUUCCUCUGCCCAGAAAACAGCUCCGGCGUCUGUAGCCCCGUGACAGGAAGCAGUCCCUCGAAACCCAUCGCUGACCCCUCCCUGGUCCCGCCUCCUUCACAACCCACAGACCAGCCACAAGCCAGAAGCUCCACAACCGCCGUGGAGGUGGGCUUAUCAUCCCCAGCGUCGACAUCGUCCACAGUGACGGCAGCCUCCCAGCAGGAGCCCUCGUCACUGGUGUUGGGUGGCGACACAGAAUCGCUCCUGGGAGGCGAUCCCUUCUCCGGCCUCGGAGACAUGCCCGACUUUAACCUCUCCCCCCUCUCCUCCUCGGACUUCCUGAACGGAGAAGGCCUCCCUCUCCCGUUAGACGGUUUCAUCAACCUGUCCCCCCCGCACAGUCACGACUACCACUUUGGACUGGAGGACCACGAAGGCAUCAGCGAACUGUUUGAUUGCGACUUCGGCGACCUGUCGCAAGUGUUGGGGGGACCGUUAGAUGAAAAAGAAGAGGAGGAGAGGACAAACAUGGGAGAGACCUUUUCCUCUGUCCCCUGUGACUUCUAAAGGAGGGCUGGAAAGCAACAUUUUAUGGUCAAAUCUUUGUUUUAUAAAAACAGAAACAAAAAAAAAAAAACACAGACUUAAUGUUUUCAGUGUGGGGUGAGGGAAGAUCGUUUGCCUCUGAAUUGCCUGUUAUCCCUAAAAUACCACCGCAUCUACAAAACUUUAAAAAGUCCCCGAAAUUGUACAGCACAUCAUUAGCACUUCUCUUUGGCCAUUCAAACAUUUUAGACCAAGAUUCUAGCUUUAGUAUAGCUAUUUAAAUUAUUUAUAUGAAUGUUAUUUUGAUAUUUUGUACCAAUUGAGGUUUUCGUUGUUGUUGAUAAUGUUUUAUCCAGGUGGAUUUUUGCAGGUUUGCGUGUGGGGUGUGGACUCAUUGGGCUGGUUUCCUUAACACUGAUUUGUCUGCAGCAGAUUAAGGCUGGUUUCUUAGACGCCUCAGUCUGAAGGGUUUUCUGCAAAGGGGAAAAGUUUGCAUCCCACAGCUUCAGGCUGAAGCUGCUUCAAUGAAACCAGCAUUUACAGUAGCACCGAUCCAUGGCUGGGCUUUCUGAAAGCAGAGAUGCUUUGGUGUCGUUUCACACACUUCUUUUUUUUUUUUUUCUCCUAAGUUGAUGGUCUUUAUAAACUCAAAACAAAAGUAAAAGACUUCUCCCUCGCUAAUAAUUUGUGUUUAAAACACUGGAAUACUGAAGAACUGGAUCCUCGGUAACUGACAGUGACUUUGCAGGCCCAGAGCAGAUUUGCACAUUUAUAGGAUUAACAAGAGUUUGAAAUAAACGCCCGACGGUCUAUUAUCAGCCUGAAGUCAGAGGAUUUGAACUCAUUUUCAGUUGGGUGAACGCAGACUAAGAACUAAGAUGCUUUUGGGGAACUGGACCCUCGUCUUUCUUCAAAUAAAUGAUUAAGCAAAGCAAAAAGUUACUAUACACAUUUUCAAUAUUGUUUUUUUUCUUCAAAAGAAACUUGUCAUAAAAAUGUUUCCACAUUUUUCCUUUUAGGUGUGUGAAAAUGGUAGAAACUCCACAGUCGGACAAAUAAUGAGGGUUUUGAAGUAAGCAGUUACAGUCGUGUGUAGGAAACCAGGUGAUGACAGACUGCUGCGGUUAUGCCAGCAGGUGAAAACUAGUUCUGAAUAUGUUGUUCUUUAUUAAUUAGCUAGGCGUUUAGCCUUAGUCUCAGGUGUUCGGAGCAGAGCAAAGUCUUAAAUCAAUGUUUUUGAUGCAACAUGAGAAUGACUGUUUUUAGAUGUACUUUGUGGGUGAUGUGUAGGUCGAAAAUAGACUUUUACAUGUUUAGAAAAUGCUUGAAGACAGUGCAUGUUUUUUUUUUUUUCUCACAACUUUUUCCAGCCAAGGGUUUGAAGUGAAAAAAGUUUAGCAGAUGCAGGUAGACUAACGCUCCUGAAACCGACAGUCGGCGUCAUGUGGGGAAGCUCGCGGCAGGUCGGGUUGAGCCCCGACGACACAGUUAAGGACGUUUGUUAGGUCGUCACAAACCAUUCGCUCUUCAUUGCAUGUUUUCUAAAAGCGUUCAGCGGGGUUUGUUUAUCAGUAUGGAUGAAUCAAAGCACAGCUGCAUCUCUGCUUUUAUCAGUGUAAUCAGCGAUGACUUUCAGGAAGGGUUAAGUGGAAGUGAUGGGCUCUUGAAAGGAAUUCAACACGGACAUCCUGUUAUUGUUCGGAAUAUGCACAUCAGAUCAGUUCAGGAAGUUAAUGUUCAAGCCUUAAAUCAAUGACCUUUACCAAGUAAAGGGAUGUACAUCUUAUCUUAGCCCCAGGAAGACUGAUUCCUUCUUGUUUUUCUUCUGAAGUGACGUCAGGCUCCUUCUCUGUGUGCUACUAUACACCUUGGUUGUGUUUCUAAUGAAAUCACAUUGUUUGUCAGUUGAAUUAAGCAGCAAUAACAGUUGUUGUCACAUCAUGUAUUCUGUGUGAGAUAAGAAAAAAAAAAAACCUGUCCUGCUUCGUGUUGUGUAUCGUUGUAUUUAGAAAUGUCUGCAUCAACCUUUUUCUUCUUGUUCUAAGUUAUGUAAGCUAACAUGUUUUUGUGUUCCUGAAGUAUAGGGUUGUAAUAAGUGUGCGGGUGCAUGUGUGUGGAAAAUACAAAUUGUUUUGUUGAAUUUCAUAUUUAUUUAAAAAAAAAAAAAAAGUUUUAAUAGAAAAAUGGUACAAACCAAUUUACAUGUAUUUUCUGGCAGGAAGGGAUUUUACAUCCAUACUUUCUCUUGGUAAAGCCAGUCAGAUCAUGUUUGUCCUUUCAUGGUGAAAAGAAGUCAUUUGUUUUGUAAAUUAGCUUCUCAGAAAAAUCCCCCUCUUUGGUUGAACAUGUGCCAAAAAAAAAAAGUUUUUCAAGAGUAAUUCAGUUAACGUGUAACUUAAUCCUUCGUACUCUUGUUCAUUCACGGCCUCGUCAGUCACAUCGAUGUGGAUUAUAGGUAUUGCAGUUGCAGGCAACGUUGCUAUGCUAAGGUUGCACAUGUGUUGCGGUGCAGACUUUGGGUGCUUCAGACUCUCGUGCGAAUGUGUGAAAACCUUGUAACCACAGACAUCCUUUGUUUUGUUAAGUUUCCUUUAUCUUCACGUAUGUGGAAACCUUAAAAAUCAUCAAGCAUAUUAUUUCAGCAGCGUCUGAAGAGUUUUUUUUAAACUGACAGCAUUUUUAUAAGCCACUAAACUGUUUUUCGGCUUCUUAGAGUGUUUUUUUUUUUCUCUCCCUUCCCCGAAAAACACUGACAUUUUCGCAUUGUCAGCCUUUGUGAAAGCCGUGUCAUGUUUUGGUUCUCUGCAGGACAUAUGCAGUGCCUUGUUUGGGUAACGUGAAUUAUUAAUGAAUAAUCCCAUCAGGAUUUAUUUUUUGUGUGUGGUUAUGGUGAAAGAAUGCAGUGUUUUCAGUUUUUUGAGAGGUUCUUCUUUUCUUUUCUUUUUUUUUUUUUUUUUUUUUUAAGUUCAAGCAUUUGUUGCACCUGGGUUGAAAUCAAAUCACCUUCAGUUUAAGCUCAGUUUUAAGCAUCUUUGGGAAAUAAUGGGUCAUGAAAUAUGACGUUUGAUCCAAACUAUGUAACACUAUCCAUAUCUUUUACACUUUAUGUGUUUAACUCACUGUUGGACACAAAAAGGUCUACAAGCUCAGUCUGCAGACACCGUGAAAUAAUUGUGGUUUACCAGAAUGAAAGUGAAUUGACUCCAACCCUGAUUUAGUCGCUGUUCAAAGUGCUUUUAAGGGAAACUGUGGUUUAUCCAGCAGUUUAUCAGUCACAUUUUCUGUCGCUACAUUCUGGGUUCAAAAACAAAAAAAACAUACAAAUACAGGUUUGUACUUGUGAAUUAUUAAUGAGCUCCAAUGUGCCCUUUUGUAUCACUUUUUCUUCGACAAAAAUAAAAAUUUAACUAUUUUGAUUUGA